AAGAAGUAUUAAUAAUACGUUAAAACAACUGUAAAAAUGUAAAGCACGAAGCCCAAAAGCUCACUGAUUGCACGGAAAAUCUGUUUAUUAGACUGUGUCCGCAGCCAAACCCAGCAGUCCUGUGCAGACCCCAGCAAAAUAAAAACUCCACACCCCCCAUCCCCAUUCUUCCUCACACUCUCUCUCUCUCUCUCUCUCUCCUCUCCUCAGGUUUUCUCCACCGUCAAUGGAGAACUACUCGUACACAUCCUACCCAGACUCAGGCGAUUCCUCCCCCCGAUCGAGGGAGAUCGACUUCGAGAACCCUCCCCCAUGGGAGGACCAACCGCCCUCCAACUACAAGGUCAAGUUCAUGUGCAGCUACGGCGGCAAAAUCCACCCUCGCCCCCACGACAACCAGCUCUCCUACAUCGGCGGCGAGACCAAGAUCCUUGCCGUCGAUCGCUCCAUGAAAUUCUCUACCAUCAUCGCUAAGCUCUCCGCCCUCUGCGAGACUGACGUCUCUUUCAAGUACCAGUUGCCCGGCGAAGAACUCGACGCCUUGAUCUCCGUCACCAACGACGAUGAUCUCGAGCAUAUGAUGCAUGAGUACGAUCGCCUCUUUAGGGCAUCUGCCAAGCCCGCCAGGCUGCGGCUGUUUCUGUUCUCGGUGAAUCCGCCGGUCCCGGGGACUGAGUUUCCCGACGCAAAAUCCGACCGUGAGCGGUUCAUGGAUGCUUUGAAUUCCGGUCCGGCCCAGCAAAUUGAUCCGGCGUCGUUGCCUGCGGGCGGCCCUCCGAAUAAUGUGGACUUUUUGUUCGGCUUGGAUAAGGGAGUUCCGCCACCUACGGCUGUGAAACUGCGGGAUCCGGCCCCGGAACCGGUGGUUCCAGAGCCUGAGAUGCGAGUCGGGCCGAGACCGGGAGAGGAUCGGGUCAUCGGGCAGGAUCCGAAUAUGACUCCCGCGGAUAUCCAGCGGCAUAUCCAGGACUUGCAGAGAUUACAAAUCCAAGAUCAGGCCGUGUACAGAAGGAAGAAUGAAGAAAAUAUGACCGGAGCUUACGCCGGAGAUUAUUACGUUCAGAAACUGCCGGAGAAAGCACCGCCGUCGAACAUACCUGUCACAGUACCCGCGACGAUGCCAGUUCCCUCGGCCUACUGGCCGGAAAAGCACGGCGGCGGUUUUCCGGCGAGUGGAGACCAGGCGGUGUACAUGUUCCAGGGACCGGCGGGUGUGUAUCACGCGCCGGCGCCGGUUGGUCGACAGGUGACGGGCCAAGCGAGCCAACAGUAUUACCCAGUGCAGAGGAUGAGCAACGAGGUGUACCGUGAACAGCAGAUGUACAACAUGGUUACGCAACCGGCGGCCCCGCAAACGAUGCCGGCGGGUCCGCAGGCGAAGAUGGCGGGGUACUCGGAGGGCGUUGGGAUGAUGCGGCAGGUGGGGGUUUCUGACGGAGGAUACGCGCAAGUGGCGUACGAUGGGAGGCAGAUGUACUACACGGCGCCAGGGGGCGUAGUGCCGUCGUACCCGGCAAUGGCGGCGAUGAGCGCAGAGAUGAGACCGAGUGGAGCGUUGAAUCAGGAGGGCAAGGGGGUGGCCAAGGUUUCUCAAACUUGAUGAUGAGAAUAAUAUUAUAAAAUAAGUAUUUUAAUAUUAAUAAAUAAAUAAUGAGUUUUUAUAUAUAUAUAUAUAUAUAUAUAUAUUAAUUUUAUAAAUGCUAAAAAUGGAGUAUGUAUUUCUGCAGCAUGAGUGUUAGUGUUAGCGUGGAGGAGGAUGGUUAUGUUGUAUAUUCUAAUGGUGAAUGGUGACCGGAUGAGUUUAUCUU
Messenger RNA from Malania oleifera, 1808 nucleotides. RefSeq lists its product as uncharacterized. Lineage: Eukaryota; Viridiplantae; Streptophyta; Magnoliopsida; Santalales; Ximeniaceae. The transcript has a single exon. Gene Ontology annotation, molecular function: protein binding. The record is from RefSeq and is a predicted model, not a curated record. The coding region runs from base 227 to 1600 and encodes 457 amino acids.